Molecule: messenger RNA, 498 nt
Organism: Cotesia congregata
Lineage: Eukaryota; Metazoa; Arthropoda; Insecta; Hymenoptera; Braconidae
Source: the annotation of a GenBank genome assembly
AUGGAAAUAAUACUCGACAUGCAGGAAUUUAGAGGUCCUCAUAAUAAGUUUAUCAUGAAAGAAUUCGCAUCAAUAACUAUCCAGAAUGAAAUCAAUGGAGUAGAAGAAAUUACACCUACUCUAUUUCAACAACCUUAUCACUGGAAAUCACAAUCAAAGCAUUACCAACGUUUCAAUACCUGGAUCACUCGCAAUCAUUAUGGACUUUCAUGGGAUACAGGAAAUAUACCCUACUGUGACAUUAACAAAGUUAUUAAUUACACCACACAUGAUAAGAAAUAUAUUUAUGUUAAAGGUGUUGAAAAAAAAUUAUGGUUGCAAGCAUUCAUUGCAAGUGAUAAAAAUAUAAUAGAUCUAGAAGACUUUGAAUUUCCUACUUUAAAAGAUAAUAAUAUUUAUGAUUAUUGUUCUCAUCAUUAUAAUUUAAACAAAAAUAUGUUUGUUUAUUACUCAUGUGCUUUAAAAAAAUGUGAAAUUUCUAAACAAAAUUGUUUAUAA